CACGCUUUACUACAACACCGUUGAAAAUGGCGGAUAAUGAAGGAUUUCAAGAGGAAACUCAGCAAAACCGUGAAGAAAGGAGACAAAUUAGAUUAAGAUACAGGAAUUUAAUUGACGAACUUCAAGAGAAUCGUGAAGAAUUGAUCAACCCAGAAUCAAAUGAGCUCAGUGAAAGACUCAGAGAAGCUGAUGAAUUGUUUAAACCAGUUAAAUGUGCUCGGGAGGUUGCGCUUGACUCUCAAGCCAUGUCGAUGAUUGCCAACAUUGGGCGCAUGAAAGCUCAGGCAUUACAUACAGAGUUUGUGAGAUUUCAGCCUACAGAAUUUGCUAGUAAAUUAAUUAAUUUUGUUGGUGGACAGACUGCAUCCCAGUCAGAAAGUGCAAGAAUAUCUGCAUUAGGUUGGGCAAGGUUAGGUAAAGCCACUCAGCCAUUCUUUAAACGAGCACCUACCUUCCAGUAUAUGCUUGGGUCAUUUGAGAGAGGACCUAAACCUGUGAAGGAAAGACAACAGAGGGCUCCAAAAGAAAAAGACAACAUUGUUGGGAAAGAAACUGUGCCUCAACAGCUGAAGGAUUUUAAGACAACAGAUCAGAGCGAGGCAACAACAGAAGAAGUAGAGAGGGUUUUACAAAUACUGAGAGAUCUUUACCAAGAGAUAGGUGAUGGGAAAGACCCUCUGAGUUAUUUUGAUUUUGUGUUAAAUCCAGACUCAUUUGGUCGCACUGUUGAGAAUAUCUUCCAUGUUUCUUUUCUUAUCAGAGAUGGUUUAGCCAAGAUGGUCAUAGAUAAUGAAGGAUUGCCCACCAUAUACCCAGUUGACCAAGCUGAGGCACAGAAAAAUAAGGAGAGAGGUAGUCAGAGACGUCAUCAGACUGUCAUGUCAAUCACACCAGGAGACUGGAAGGAACUUGUGAAAAUUUUCAAAAUUGAGGAAGCUGCAAUUCCACCUAGAGAAAGCCAAGAAAAUGGAGCACAGAAUGGUCAUGGUUGAUUGACAACGUUAAUAAGAAGAAUCAUGUUCCAAGAAUCUGAGUCGAAUAAAGAUCUUCAGGCUUAUUAAUUGAAUAAGUUUGAAUAUAAAGUUUAAAUUUGGAACAAGCAGCUUUUUGUGAGAUGGAUUUGAUUAGUGGGGAAAAAAAUAAGUCAGUUGGAGUAUAUAUGACCGAAAAAGUAGUGAAAGAUGGCGGUUUUGAGGGUCAUUAAGGGGAAAGAAUUUUGGAGGAAAAUAAUGCUAUGGUCCAAUCAUGCAUAGUAAUGCAUGUUGCUGUCUUGUACAUAUAUAAUAAUAUAACCCAUCCUAUAACACUUUUGUGCCUUACAUUCGUUAUAUUCAUAAAAUUAUUAAAAAUCUGUCAAAAAUACUUAUAGAAUAAAGUUACCGUAAAAUUCCUAAUAAACGCCCCUCCCCUAAUAAAGGCCCCCCCCCAUGCCUUUUGAUAAGGAAAACAAUCUACCCAUCAGUGCUGAACUCAUAAUUAAAGCCAUAAUUUUAUUCAAAUCAUUCAGAAUCCAUAGUAUUUAAUAGUAAACACAAAUAUGUAUAAUAUGAACUUUAAAACCUUAACACUUUUUAGUGUUAUUACCAACACUUGCUAACACUAAAUGUAUUUACAGCGAUUUUUUUUUAGGAAAAAAUGUGCUGUAAUAAAAGCCCCCCUUUUGGAAAAUGUUAAGCCCCUGGGGGCGUUUAUUAGGAAUUUUACGGUAUUUUGUUAAUAGUAUUUUUGUGUCGCCUCUACGGAGUAGUGGCGACAUAUAGGGAUCACUUCUCCGUCGUCUGUCUGUCCGUCUGUCUGUCCGUCCGUCCGUCACAAAACUUGUCCGGACUACUUCUCAUAAACUACUGAUGCAAUUUCAUCCAAACUUUACAGGAAUGAUCAGUACCAAGUCUAGUUGUGCAUAUUGUCAGCAUUUUCCGGUUCAAUGAUUUUUGUCAGAGUAAUGGCCCUUUAAUAAUUUUUAAUUUUAAAGUUUGUCCGGACUACUUCUCUUAUACCACUAAUGCAAUUUCAAUGAAACUUUACAGGAUUGAUCUGUAGCUCAAGUCCUUGCGCAUAUUGCAAGGGUUUUCCGGUUGAAUGAUUUUUGGCCGAGUUAUGGCCCUUUGAUAAAAAGGUUUCUUUUUCUGUGUGUUGCCAGAUACACAAAAGCUUGUCCGGACUACUCCUCAUAAACUACAGGUGCAAUUUCAUCCAAAAUUUACAGGAAUGAUCAAUACAAAGUCUAGUUGUGCAUAUUGUCAGCAUUUUCCGGUUCAAUGAUUUUUGUUUGAGUUAUGGCCCUUUAAUAAUUUUUAUUUUUAAAGUUUGUCCGGACUACUUCUCUUAUACCACUAAUGCAAUUUCAAUGAAACUUUACAGGAUUGAUCUGUAGCUCAAGUCCUUGCGCAUAUUGCACGGGUUUUCCGGUUGAAUGAUUCUUGGCUGAGUUAUGGCCCUUUGAUAAAAAGGUUUUUUUUUCUGUGUGUUGCCAGAUACGCAAAAGCUUGUCCGGACUACUCCUCAUAAACUACUGGUGCAAUUUUAUCCAAACUUUACAGGAAUGAUCAGUACCAAGUCUAGUUGUGCACUCUGUCUGUCCGUCUAUCACAAAAUUUGUCCCAACAUGAAAUUGGCCAUCAUGAGGCGACACGUGAUAACUGAUCGCUCUUGUACUUAAAUUUACUGUUGUAUGCUUUGCUUGUUAUAUGUUUUACUGCAAAUGACAUUUAUAAAGCAACCCAUGUCACCAGUAUUGAUUUAGGUAGACCUAUUUAUCUGCAGACUGACUUGAUUUCUUUACUUUUGACUGCCUGUUAUUGGUAUAAAUUACUUUGUACAUGUAUGUAUAUUAUUAUUGUGCAUGUUAAUUGGUUUUAUUUUAGCUGUAGAAAAAAAUAUUUUUAUAACUUGUUCAAGUUUCCAGUAUUAUUUUUUUUUCUAAACAACAUGUGUACAUAAUGUUUAUUAUAAUAUUGCUUGUUAAUCGUAAUAAAGACAGACAGAAA
Ruditapes philippinarum (Manila clam) is the source of this 2987-nucleotide messenger RNA. Its product is annotated as non-structural maintenance of chromosomes element 4 homolog A-like. Gene Ontology annotation, cellular component: Smc5-Smc6 complex; nucleus. Lineage: Eukaryota; Metazoa; Mollusca; Bivalvia; Venerida; Veneridae. The record is from RefSeq and is a predicted model, not a curated record. Gene Ontology annotation, biological process: DNA repair. The transcript has 10 exons. Bases 27 to 992 code for a protein of 321 amino acids.